AGCUAAAAGUAUAAUAAUACUCUUGAUGAGUGAAUGCUUAGCAUCUAAUUAAAUUGUGAGCUUAGUGAUAUAAAAUUUAUUCUUCUUGUGGUUUGAUUCAUUCUCUUAUUGUCAUUUGUUUAAUAAAUGUAAACAAUAAUAAUGUUUUCAAUGAAGCAGCUAAUUCUAGUAAUUCCAGUACUUGUCUUUUUUAGUCCAGUUUCUGGGUCUUAUGAUGACAAACGAUGCAAAUGUGUUUGUCCACGGCCAGCAGCACUAAACAGCUCUAUUGGUUCUGAUCGUACCCUUUAUAUUGGAAAUGUGCCUCCCAAUAAAUGCAACUGUGAUGGAAUCAUUCUUCCCCGUGUUGGAGAGUUGAUUAAAGGUCGUGAACAAGAGUUCUGUCCACAGUGUGAAUGUAUUUACGAGAAUAGAAACACUACAAUAAUUCAGGUUGUUGUUAUUAUCGUUGUAUGGGUGAUUAUGUUACUUGUUGCAUACAUGGGAUUCUUAAUCUGUCUUGACCCUUUAAUAAACAAGAGGGCUAAGGCAUCAUACCAGGAACAUACCAAUGAAGAUGAUGAAAGUACACUUGGUGGACCAUCACAACAGAUGGGUGCUCGUGGCAAUGUUCUUAACCGUGUCACCCAUCAACAAGACAAAUGGAAGCGACAAGUUCGUGAACAGAGGCGUAAUAUAUAUGAUAGACAUACCAUGUUGAAUUAGAUCUGUAGCUAGUUUUCCUAUUUAAUAUUUUACAUUAUGUACUACAUACUUCAUCUUUUUAUCCAUCACAUUUCUGCUAUAUAAAAUAAUAAUUUGUUAAUAAGUUUAUUUAUAAACAUACAAUAAGUUUGAUUUUGUUAAAAUGUAACUUACAUUUUAGGUAUGUUUAUAAAUGUUCAUAGACUAAAGAUAGUUGAAGCUAACUCUAUUUCAUGUUCUUAAUUUAAUAAAGGCAUUUCUUACUGCAAUAAAAAUAUUAUUUAAAGUUAAAUUCUCAAACUACUGUAACUUAUAGCAUAGUUUUAAAAUAUAAAAUGUUUAUUUGUCAUUAGAGGUUUACUUAUACUGAAGGUGAUGACAUUAAUAGCAUUAUCCAAUCAUGUAGGCCUAUUUCAAUAUUUCCACCAUUAAAAAAGUAUGGUUUAGGUUAGCAAUCUUGGAAAUAUCUGAUUUAGAAGAGGACAUUCAUAGCUACUCUCUUUAGGGUAAAAUAUGGUGAGAACUUACACCAAAUAUCAGACCAUCAGAUUUAAAUAGCAAUAACUUAACAUAAAGAACUAUAUAACUAACUAAUCAAUUAUUAAGAGGUGACAUUAAAAUGAUACAAACUAUGAAAA
Messenger RNA from Pieris rapae (cabbage white), 1322 nucleotides. RefSeq lists its product as uncharacterized. The record is from RefSeq and is a predicted model, not a curated record. NCBI's taxonomy places the organism in Eukaryota, Metazoa, Arthropoda, Insecta, Lepidoptera, Pieridae. Gene Ontology annotation, cellular component: lysosomal membrane. The coding region runs from base 142 to 705 and encodes 187 amino acids. The transcript is spliced from 5 exons.